This is a messenger RNA of Doryrhamphus excisus (bluestripe pipefish), 5182 nucleotides long. The record is from RefSeq and is a predicted model, not a curated record. Lineage: Eukaryota; Metazoa; Chordata; Actinopteri; Syngnathiformes; Syngnathidae.
CAUUUUGAUAAAGUAAAUAUGCAUUUUCGGGUUGGUGGACAGAUAAACAAACUGCAUAUUUAUGUGAACGACACGUACAUUAUGUGACAGCGAGAGGCUGUUUAACUUAUGGCAGGAUAAACUGGCUUCAACGAACUCUGAGACGGACUAGGAGCUUUCUCGAACAAAAGGAGUACGAGUGACUACGUCAACGACUAGCAUCUUUGCUAGCUUGGGAUAGUACGUUUUGUUCUUGCCAGACGUCAGAGAAGAAGAUCUUCGCCCUGGCAGCAAGAGUGGACCUCCAGGAUGGAGCAGGAGGAGUCGCAGCUCCUCCGAGUUAAUGAGGAAGAGGAGAAGCCACAGUCCCCCCCAUGUUAAAGAGGAAGAGGAGGAUCGCAGCAUGAGUCAGGAAGGAGAGCAUCUCAAAGGAUUAGAGGAGUUCCCAGUGAUUGGUGUUCCUGUGAAAAGUGAAGCUCAAAGUGAGAAGAGAAGCAGCAUCUCCACUCAACACGUAACAGAAGCUAAUGGAGACCACUGUGGAGUAUCUCAAGCGCUUUUAGCGCCGCUAUCUGACACUGACGACACAACGUCACACUCCCCUGACACUGAUGGUGAAGACUCCGAAACCGAUAUGACGCGUCACGCUGACAACGCACGCUGGAAAUGCUCUCAAUGUGACAAAACGUUUGUUAAGAAGGGAAAUCUGAAUAUACACACAAAACUUCACACAAGAGAGAAACCUUUUAUCUGCUCGGUUUGUGGCGAACUAUUCCCUCAGCGGUCAAAUUUGACGGCGCACACAAGAAUACACACCGGGGAGAAACCUUUUCGUUGCAGCAUUUGCGGUCAGAGUUUCUCUCAAAAAGCUGUUCUAAAAAGACACGGCAGAAUACACACUGGGGAGAAACCCUAUCCUUGCACAGUUUGCAGUAAAAAUUUCUCACAAAAAUGUCUUCUAAUAAGGCACACAAGGAUACACACCGGGGAGAAACCUUUUCCUUGCACAGUGUGUGGUAAAAGAUUUAAUGGCAAAUGUGAUUUAAAUAGACACAGAGUCAUGCACACCGGAGAGAAAGCUUUUUCUUGCACCGUGUGUGGGAGAAGAUUCAACCGAAAAGGUAACUUAAGUACACACGCUAGUAUACACGCUGGAAAGAAACCUUUUCCUUGCAUCGUGUGUGAUAAAAGAUUUUAUCGAAGAAGUCAUUUAAAAACCCACACAAGAACACACACUGGAGAGAAACCUUUUUCCUGUGCAGUCUGUGGAAAACGUUUCUGUCUUCAGAAAUCUUUUAUAAGACACCAGAACACACACCUGGAAAAUCUUUUUUAAAAUGUUUCUUCUGUUUGGGAAAAUGCAAUAAAGGCACAUUUAGACGCUUUUAUAGCACCCACUUAGACCUGGUCCACCUUGAAAACACACUUGGUUUCGACUUCCCAAGAUCUGGACUGGAUUCAUAUACAAGAGCCAAAAGAUUAGAGAGUCAGAGGAAGUCGCAGAAGAGGACAACAGACGUCCAUGACGUCAUCAUGGAGGCCUGAAAUAGGAUUCCAGAGGCAACCUGUGAUGUUCUGGUAAAUUAUAAUCGAAUAGUUAUCAGAUGAUGUCUUUUGUGAUUAGAAAUGUGUUCAUUGUUACUUUGCUUUGUCUUUUUUUUUUUAAAUAAAAGUCUUACUGGAAUGAAGAUCUUUGAAACUGGAUGGCUGAAUAGCAGCUCAGAACGGUACAGAAACGCUACUGCCGACCGCCUGCCACAGCUGCGAAACUACAAUGCGCACGCGCACAGCAGGCAGCCAUCUUGGAAACAUGUUCUAUUUCCGGGUAGCCUUCAAGAAUGCACAAAGGACGCCAUGGAUAAUUGCUGAAAAUACCGAAUGUGACCGACAUAGAUAUGAACUGACAGCGAGAGACUGUUUUAUUCGUGCCCGGAUAAAGUUACACAGAGUCCGAGGAGGGACUUUGUCGUGUUACACAGAGCAGAACAUCUCCCACCUGAGCAGCAGGAGUGGACCUCCAGGAUGGAGCAGGAGGAGCCACAGCUCCCCCGCAUUAAAGGGGAAGAGGAGGAUCGCAGCAUCAGCCCUGAAGGACUGGAUGAGUUCCCGGUGAUUGUUGUCACUAUGAAGGGCGAAGAUGAUGAUGAUGAUGAUGAUGACAGAGGUGAAAGUGAGGAGAAGAGAGAGGCGCAGCCUCCAAGCAGCAGCUCGGCUCAACACGUGACAAGAGAAGCUGAUGGAGACCACUGUGAAGGAUCACGAACACACAGCCUCUUAGCUCCGCUAUCAGAGAGUGACAACACGUCGUCACACUGUACUGACACGGACGAUGACGUCUUCGAAGCUGACAUGACACGUCGCGCUGACAACGCACGCUGGAAAUGCUCUCAGUGUGACAAAACGUUUGUUCACAAGAGAAAUCUAAUAAGACACAUGAGACACACCGGAGAGAAACCGUUUGCCUGCUCGGUUUGCGGUGACAGAUUCUCUCAGCGGUCACAUUUGAAGGAACACACGGGAACACACGGUGACGACAAACCUUUUCCUUGCUCGGCAUGCGGUAAAAGAUUCAAUCGAAAGUGUGAUUUAAAGAAACACACGGUAAUGCACACUGGAGACAAACGUUUUACUUGCUUAGCGUGCGGUAAAGGAUUCAAACGAAAAUGUGAUUUAAAGAAGCACACAAGUAUCCACACUGGAGAGAAAGCUUUUCCUUGCACGGUUUGUGGGAAAAGAUUUUACAGAAAAGGUAACUUAAAGAGGCACACAAUAAUGCACACGGGAGAGAAUCCUUUUUCCUGCUCAUUUUGCGGUAAAGGAUUCAGUAUUAAGUCUCACUUGGAGGAGCACACGAGCAUCCACACUGGAGAGAAAGCCUUUCCUUGUUCGUUGUGUGAGAAAAGAUUCCAUCGGAAAUGCGAUCUGAAUCGACACGCUAGCAUACACACUGGAGAGAAACCCUUUCCUUGCACGGUGUGCAACAAGAGAUUUUAUCGCAAAAGUUAUUUAAAAACACACAUAAGAACGCACACUGGAGAGAAACCUUUUUCCUGUGCGGUUUGCGCCCAAAGUUUCUCUCAUAAGAAGUCUUUGUUAAGACAUAAGAGCACACACUAGCAAAAAUCACUAAAAAAAAUCCCACAAAAGAGGAUUCCCGAGGCAUCCUUCAACAUGGAGAUUCAACUCCAUGCCCGAUUGCAAAUGGGCAUGUCUGAAUUGAAUGAUAUAAUAAUAAUAAUACAGUUAUAGGGGGCUCAAGGCUGCCUAAAUUCGACCUAAUGACGUGCAUGGUUCCACUCAAUGACCCAAUGUUUUUUUUCUUGUUUUGUGUGUCCCCGUGAUUGGCUUUUCUCAGUAAAGUUUUUUAUUUAUUUGACUUUGCUAUCGUUCUAAUACUGCCCACAUUUAUUGAGCGAUGAUAUAAAGUGUGAGAUUUUGUAAAAUCCUAACAAAAAUAGUCAGUUUGUGACUAUUAGGCAGUCAAAUUUGAGACUAUGCGCAAGAAAACACACCGGAAAGAAACAUUUUUCUUGUUUGGUGUGUGGUACAACAUUCAUUCGUAAAAGUAAGUUAAAAACACAAGAAUUUACACUCGGGAGAAACUUGAACACUUAAUUUAAAACUUUAUUUACACACCCAGUUGGAGGAACACAAUAAUACCUGGUGUAACAGAGUGUAUCGUUCCAUGGAGCAGAAAGUCCGCCAUGAUGGUAAGCAAGCGAGCUGGUUGGGGCUAGCUAAAAUACACUUUCAUUAAAUUAAUAUUAUUUGCCAAACAGAACAACGGUUAGCAUGUGUUUCACUUAAAAAAAACAUUUUUGCGAAAAGUUUCUUUUGACCUGCGUUCGUUUAUUUAGCGUCCAAAAUAUCAUCCGGUUUGCUAGCGCCUCUGUUUGGUAUCACGAGGCCAAGACGAACUCUCACGAUACUUGCACGUGAUCGCGCUAUGGGUUGUGGGCCGCCGGGCGCCAUUUUAGCUCAACAGCGUUUGUUUACAUCAGAGUAAACAACACGAACAAACACAUGGAACCAAACCUGCUAAUUUUACAACAUAAUAAGUCUCUGCGUUGGUUAUUUUUAAUAACUUUGCUAUACUGGAGCUAAUCAAUAAUACAAUAAAAUACAUUAAUGCCACUUCUGUUGUUGCUGAUGGCUUUGUAGUCUGGUCAUACGUGUCCUUCACUUCAUUUGUCAUUAAGAUGGUACGAGAGUUGGCAGAUGCGUUUAAUUAUCUUGUCUUUAUCCGAAAAGCCGUCAAAAGUUCAUGCUCUUUCGUUUUUAUUGAUAUCUACACGUAGGUCAUACCUGUGCAGCCUAAUGGUUUCUUACAUAUUCAUAUAUAUGUACAUGUAUUCAAUCUGUUCAGCAAAUAACAUCGUACACUGUUGUGCACUGUCAUGGCGGACUUUCCGCUCCAUGGCGUACGACAUUGUAUUACAUGCAUUGCCGGCUAACCUGGAUGUCUUGCUAUCUGUAGAGUCUUUGGUUAUGGGUUGCUGACCAGGGGGUUUAGCAUUGUGUCAGUUAGCAAUGUUAGUUCUUCUUUUAGCACUUUAGUUUUUGUUUGUUUGUUUAAGAUGAGCAACACCGCCUCGGUGUUCAUAGUUCCCUUAUUGUGUUCUUUGCAGCCCGGCUGAAUGUUUGUGUCCUUUAAAAAACUUUCAGUCGUUUUCACAAGAGUGUGUCCUUGCGUGUCUAGUCAACGUUGUCUUAUCUGCAAAGCUUUUACCACAAACCGAGCACGGAAAAGGUUUCUCUCCAGUGUGUAUUCUAGUGUGUCUUUUUAAACCGCCAUUGAGCUGGAAUCUUUUACCGCACAUGGUGCAAGGAAAGGGUCGAUCUCCGGUGUGGAUUCUUGUGUGUACUUCCAAAUUUCCCUUCUCAGUGAAACGUUUACCACAAACAACACAGGAAAAAGGUUUCUCUCCAGUGUGUACUUUAGAGUGUUUCUUUAAACCUCCUUUUUGAUUGAAUCUUUUACCGCACACUGUGCAGGGAAAAGGUUUCUCUCCAGUGUGCAUUAGUGUGUGUACUUUCAAAGCUGCCUUCACAGGGAAUCUUUCGCCACACGCUGUGCAAGAAAAAGGUUUCUCUCCAGUGUGUAUUCUUGUGUGUACUUUCAAAACUGACUGUAGGGAGAAUCUUUUACCGCAAACUAAGCAGGUGAAAGGUUUCUCUCCCGUGUGCUGUCUGGUGUGUUUUC